AUGAGUUUGCGCUCCCGAUCUCUAUGCUCCUCCUACGAACUUGAACUUGAUGGGGAUCGCGAGCUCGAGCCUUGCUUAGGCUUUCUCCAACGGGAGAGUUUCUCCAUGGAGAUAAUCGAGAGUAUCUCGCCAGAGGAUCUUCAGCCAACGGUGGAGAUCUGCAUCGACGGACUGCAUUCUUCGUCGGUGGCGGUGAAGCGAUCGGCGGCGGCGAAGCUGAGGUUGUUUGCGAAGAACAGAGCGGACAACCGCGCUUUGAUUGGCGAGUCUGGUGCGGUGCCUGCUCUGGUUCCGUUGCUCUGGUGCAGCGAUCCGUGGACACAGGAGCACGUGGUCACGGCGUUGCUGAAUAUGUCUCUUCUGGAGGAGAACAAGGUGCUGAUAACUAAUGUUGGUGCGGUGAAGUCGCUGAUUUACGUGCUUAAAACAGGAACAGAAACUUCGAAGGAGAACGCGGCUUGCGCGCUAAUGAGUCUUGCAUUGGUGGAGGAGAACAAGAUCUCGAUCAGUGCUUGCGGGGCGAUAUCGCUGCUGGUUUCGCUGCUAUUGAAUGGUUCCCACAAAGGGAAGAAGGACGCACUGACGACACUGUAUAAGUUGUGUUCAGUGCGGCAGAACAAAGAGAGGACGGUGAGCGCGGGGGUAGUGAAGCCGCUAGUGGAGCUGGUGGUGCUAAAUAGCUUGGCGGGGAUUGAGGAGGGAAAAGAGGCGAUCAUGGAAGAAGUUGGUAUUGUUGCGCUUGUGGAGGCGAUCGAAGAUGGGUCGGUGAAGGGGAAGGAUCUGGAAUGUCGUUGGAGAAUCUAG
This is a messenger RNA of Vigna umbellata (rice bean), 804 nucleotides long. RefSeq lists its product as uncharacterized. NCBI's taxonomy places the organism in Eukaryota, Viridiplantae, Streptophyta, Magnoliopsida, Fabales, Fabaceae. Gene Ontology annotation, molecular function: protein binding. The record is from RefSeq and is a predicted model, not a curated record.